Messenger RNA from Oreochromis aureus, 2049 nucleotides. Its product is annotated as putative zinc finger protein 876. The coding region runs from base 233 to 664 and encodes 143 amino acids. The record is from RefSeq and is a predicted model, not a curated record. NCBI's taxonomy places the organism in Eukaryota, Metazoa, Chordata, Actinopteri, Cichliformes, Cichlidae. The transcript has 4 exons. Gene Ontology annotation, molecular function: RNA polymerase II cis-regulatory region sequence-specific DNA binding; DNA-binding transcription factor activity, RNA polymerase II-specific. Gene Ontology annotation, biological process: regulation of transcription by RNA polymerase II.
UGCUAACCUGUUGGCACACCUGUUCUCCAUAAUCCAUCAGUGAGCACAGCAGUUCAUCCACGGAGCAGCAAAGAUCUCUCUGGGAUUCGAAACUGCUUCACAGCAGAGCUUCUAUGAGUUGGUGGGCCUGAGAUCCUUCAAAGGUGUUGGGGAGGUGAAAAGAGUGCGACGGAAGAGCAGAGGAACGCUGUCGGCCAUCUUAGUCCAGCUCAGCCACUAGAGAAGGAAAAAGAUGGCUUAUUUACAAAUGGGACAAAGGGACCUGGGCGGGGAAUGCUCUCAGGAGGCCGAGGAUGCUCGCCCAACAACAAGCGGAGAUGAAUCCUACACCUGUGAUCAGUGUGAAAGGACUUUUGCUACCAAGAGUCGCCUCACGGUACACAAACGGAUCCACGCAGACGUAAAACUGUAUCGCUGUGACGAGUGCGGGACUUCUUUUUGUCGGAGCAGCAGCUUAAAAAGACAUCGAGUCAUCCACAGUGGGCUCAGACCAUACACGUGUGAGCAGUGUGGGAAGACUUUCAAUCAGAUGAGCAUCUUGGAAAGGCAUCGACUCCUCCACAGUGGAAUUAAACCACACACAUGUGACGAGUGUGGGCUGGCUUUUACCUGGCUGCCAAGCUUGAGGAAACAUCAGUUGUCCCACUCUGGGAUUGCAGACUGAAGCAGAUGAAUGCAGUUGUCACCCAUCAGCGCUGUAGUAGCCACUGUUCUUUACCGGCUUCUUCACAGCGAGCGCACACUGAAGUACUGAAAAGAACCUGGAAGAUGUUUCCCCUCAGAAGCUCAUCAGAAGUCCACGGAGUCACCCACAGAUUGGAAAAACCUUCAGAUGGCGCUUCCUAGAACUCAAUGUCCUUUUUUUUUUUUUUUUUUUUUUUCCUUUUUUUUUCUUUUUUCUUUCUGUGAUUUGCAGUAUCUGUAAUUUUUGAAGUGUCACAGUGAACCAAUCCAUUCAGUCACUGGCAUUUGUAACUCUGGACAAUUUUAAUGUCCCGCUGGCUUAGGUGCGCAUUCAGAUCUCAUCAAUUGAACCUGACCAGCAGUAAAACAUAUAGAAAGUAAUUAGAUAACCAAAAGAAAGCUAAAACUACUUUUAACUGCUUAUUAAACUGACUGCUUCUCUUAAGUAACUAAUUAGCUGCUUAUAGGAAAAGGUGACCCCCCCCAAGCAGCAGUUUAGUAUUUAUAGUUGAAAGAAAUCUGAUACUAAGGUAACUUAUUGAAUCUUAAAUUGUAUUUUUUUUGUAUUCCCUGUAUUUCUUUUUUCUUUGCAUGGAAUCAACACAUCUCUACAUACAGUACUGCAGUAAAAUGGUGCAUUUUUAGCAGUGUUUAAAGUUUGGUUGAGUUGUACUAUUGGACCGUGUGUUAACUCAUAUUUGAACAUCAUGUUUUAUGACAUGAUGCAACAUUUUGGAACAACUUAGCUUCUUUUGUGUUUAGGCGGCGCACUGAGAAGUAGCUACUAAAUGUUACAUGUAAUGAUCUUCCAGUGUUUUUCCAUAGGUUUAAAAAUAAAAUCCUAUUUAUAAUUUCAGUUUGUACUGAUGGUCAGUGAAACAGUAAAGCUUUCUGAGUUGUAGUUGGAUGCUCAUGUUUGAGGAACGCAUAUUAAUUAUACAGGUUUGAUGAAGUUAAAGUACUGGCAGUCAAACUCGUCAUCUACCAUCAGUCUAGAGGUGGAAAGUAGUGGAGUACAUUUAGUCCAGUGCUGCAGAGUGUUUAGAUACUUGUACUUUAUCACUUGAUCAAUGCUCUCUACUUAGACUCCAUCAGACUUCAGAAGGAAAUAAUGACACUUCUUAUGCACCAUAUUCAUCUGACAGCUUUAGUUCUUCACACAUAAAGACUUGACCGACAGUGACAUGAAUCACUGCUCUGAAUAAAAGCAGCCAGCAUUGUUCAUCAGUUAAAAUGCUGCUUUGAAAGCCCUAUGUUAUUAUUUGAUCAAUAAUAUUGAUCAGUAGGAGGAACAUUGACAAGAUCUGGACCAUGUUUUUCACCUUGAAGCACAUCUCAUCUGUUUGCUGCGCAAUUUCAAAACAU